This is a messenger RNA of Symbiodinium sp. CCMP2592, 702 nucleotides long. Lineage: Eukaryota; Dinophyceae; Suessiales; Symbiodiniaceae. The record is from the annotation of a GenBank genome assembly.
AUGCACGUUUGGAACCUCGGAGUACUCAGAGAUUUGCUGGGUACAGUAUUGAAACUGCUCCUUAGAAAGAGGGGCUUUUAUCGUGGCCGCAACCUUACGAAACGGCUAGCAGUCUUCAACAAAGAUCUUCGCAAGUAUGUUCGUGACAACAAACUGGAGUUGAGUGCCAGAAAGAUCAAGAAGGAGACGCUGAACUGGAAGUCUGAUAUGUGUCCAGUUCUAUUCGCCAAAGCGGCGGAUUGUGCCACCAUUCUUCAAUAUGCGAACUACAAGCUUCAGGAGCAUUUCGAGGUGUCCGAGUACCCUAGCCUUGUCGCCUGUGUUUGGGCGGCGAACAUUUUCAGUGGAUGCAUUAUGUCAGGUGGUGUGAACCUCACGCAGCCGGAGCGUGACACUGUUUACAAUGCAGGGAUGAUGUUUUUGGAGACAUAUGUCUCCUUGGGGCAUGAAGCUUUGGAGAAAGGCCAGCUGUACUUCAAAGUGCGGCCGAAGCUGCAUUACCUACAGCACAUCAUCGAGUCUGUACUGUAUACACAGCGCAAUCCCCGAAUGGGGGCAACGUUCAUGGAUGAAGACUGGGUCCGUCAUGCUAUGGCUACGACUCGAAUGAUGAGCCACCGUACGUGUGCCCUGAACGUUCUUAGAAGGUUCUGUGUUAUUACGAAGGCAGCACUCGAUCGCCAGUUGCAGAAGCGGCACUGA